UUUAUUGCAUUCGCCGUCUGGUAACACUGCAAAAUAAAGAAGCCGCUUUAUAAUUUUUUUUGUCGAAAAUAAACGCAAAAUAACAACUGAAAGGCUUAAUAAAAAGAUUGUCCACUGCAUUUAACCAACCAUAACUACGAUCCGCCAUGGCUCUUGUGAAACCUAAAUCUGAACUGACUCCAGAGGAGCUGGCGCGCCAGGAGGAGGAGGAGUUCAACACAGGGCCGCUGUCCGUGCUCACACAAUCCGUGAAGAACAACACCCAGGUCCUCAUCAACUGCCGCAACAACAAGAAGCUUCUGGGGAGAGUAAAGGCCUUCGACCGCCACUGCAACAUGGUCCUGGAAAACGUGAAGGAGAUGUGGACGGAGCUGCCGCGCACAGGAAAGGGCAAGAAGAAGGUGAAGCCCGUGAACAAAGAUCGCUUUAUAUCUAAGAUGUUCCUUCGCGGCGACUCCGUCAUUCUGGUACUCAGAAAUCCCCUAGCCACGGCGGCCGGGAAAUAGUCUACCUUAGCAAUAACGUUCAGUAUAAUUACCACCAAUUGCAGUCAAUAAAUCCACAAUUCGAUUACUUUUGUCAAGAA
Drosophila eugracilis is the source of this 586-nucleotide messenger RNA. It is a transcript of the gene SmD2, whose product is annotated as probable small nuclear ribonucleoprotein Sm D2. Gene Ontology annotation, biological process: spliceosomal snRNP assembly; RNA splicing. Gene Ontology annotation, cellular component: U1 snRNP; U5 snRNP; precatalytic spliceosome. The coding region runs from base 147 to 506 and encodes 119 amino acids. Gene Ontology annotation, molecular function: RNA binding. Lineage: Eukaryota; Metazoa; Arthropoda; Insecta; Diptera; Drosophilidae. The record is from RefSeq and is a predicted model, not a curated record. The transcript has 2 exons.